Molecule: messenger RNA, 6122 nt
Organism: Astrephomene gubernaculifera
Lineage: Eukaryota; Viridiplantae; Chlorophyta; Chlorophyceae; Chlamydomonadales; Astrephomenaceae
Source: the annotation of a GenBank genome assembly
CCACUGCACGAUUUACGUUGUGGGUAUUGGCUACGCAUUUAAACACAUGGAGAUAACGCGUACCCACUUAGCUUACAAUGGUAAAUUUCGAUAAAUAGCUGCAAAAUGAGCGACUCAAGUGGAGACGACAUUAGCUUCACGCCCUCGCAACUACGCAAGUACUUGGACUCCAGAAGGCACCCGCAGAGAAACAUUAAGCUAAAAACUGAAGCCACUGUAGUCCCAGAUGGAUUGGGUCUACGCAGCCAUCAAAACCAUGGCGGCCUUGGGCGCUGGCGGUCCAAUACAGCAAAGCCUACUAUUGGUAGCAGUCGUCAAGGAGGGUUGUCAGCUUUCAGUUCCGGAACGGAGCAGCGAACUUCGCCGAAACCACGUGGUAGUGGAUUGUUAACUGCUUGGGAUAGGAAUGCAGCGCGGAACAGUAGCAGUGACGAUGAUGAUGACGAGCGUCUGCGAUCAAGGGCUUCUGCUCUCGCGCACGCUCUGAGGCAGCGCAGGUCGGGUGUGGCGCCGGCCUUACAACAGGGCCUGUCGUGGCGCCAGCGCGAAGCUUCUCCAGCCAUAAAUACUGCAGAACAGAAGCCAUUAAACAUCUCUCCUGGGCUUGGCCGUGGGACUCUGUCGGCGACGAACACAGACGCGCCUCUAAGUGGGGCGCGCGACAGGCACACGAGCCCAACAGCAGCAAGCUUUUAUCUGGGCACAUCUGAGGAGCGCUUUGGCGCAGCUCCCCGCUCGCCGGCUGCCACAGCGCCGCUUUCGCUUCAGCAGGCGCUGUCCACACCCACAAGCCCUGCGCGGAGCCGUGUGUUGGAGCAGGAACCCAGCUCCCCCUACGGGUCUCGGGCCACCGGCAACGCUCAAGGCAGCCAGCUGUCUCCGCAAUCCGCACGACCCAGCACGGCACCGCGUCUUCGUGCUUACGCAGACGCGCCCGAGGCGUACAUGGGGGCAAGCCCUUCCUCACCGCUGCGUACAAUGCGCCCAGACCGCAAUGCCACGGGCUUCUACAACGACGAGCCGUAUUCCAGCACACAUGGAACCGGUUUGGGUACGUUGAAAGCGCUGUCCGCAAGCGUGCCGGACGCCUCCGCGGGGCGCUCUCCGGGCGCGGCAGCGGCAGCUUUCCCGCAGGCGUACGGCAGCGGCAACAGCAACCUGCUCGGUCUGGUUGUGGGCAACCCCCUGCCCGACACGUACACCGGCUCCUCGGCGGUCCGCUCAACCCGCAGCCCACCCAUGUCGCCCAAGGCGGCACUUGAUGACGGGCGUUACACGUCGCCAGGGCGUGGAGGCCUGGGGCUGCUGGGGGCCACGGACGCUUACACGCCUGGAGUGACGUCCUUCUCCUUUCCUGUGCAAGACCAGCAGCCGGCUGCCGGCCUGAGUCGUCAGGCCUCGCGUCUGGACGCGCGGGAUGCUGCUACCAGCCCUCGACAGCCCGGCGACUACGGUUCGGCCCGCCACGAGAGCCCUUCCCGGGUGCCGAUUGAGAGAUCGGACCGUGAGGCGUCGCCCACGGGCAGCUUUGGAGGGCUUAGCCGCGUGCGGCCUAUCUCCAGCAUCACCGAGGAGCUGGACAACCUGAUGCGCAACGUCACUGCCAUGGGUGGCGGCAGGGGCGGGCCGUCCAGGUCUGGGAGCCCGCUGCGGGGGCCCGCGGGCGGCCUCGCGCAGUCUCCGAGUCCGCGCGGGAGGGACACGGGCGGGACACCAUCCUCGCCGCUGGCCUCCCGCUCCGCCCUGGGCUCGCCUCGCCGCCCUGAUGCCGGCAGCGGGGGCAUCCAGAGCGUGCUCAGCCAGCUUGCCACCAUCAAGCGAGACAUGGAUCAGCUGCGGGACAACGUGCUCAAGGAACGCGGCGCUGACGGCACGGCCGCCCUGACGGCUUCCUCGCCCGGAGCCGGCCUGGCCGCGCUGACGCUGGCGACCGGGGGACCGCCCAGCCCCAGACGCCUCUCCUGGAGCAACCCCGGCAGCCCCACCUUCACCGACAUCUCCUCGCUGUCACUGUCACGGAAGACACCGCGGCGGGGGCGCAGCCCCAGCCAGCGGUACAUCGCCUCGAGUGCCUCCCCCACCAGCCCACCGCGGCAGUCGGGCCCUGCGCAGGGCGGCAUACCGCUGCCGCCGAUGCAGUCCGCAACAGCGCAGAUGCACACGCCGUUUGCGGAUCUCCGGGCGCUGGGGCCGGAUCUGUUGCCUCCGCAGCAGCAGCAGCAGCGCAGGUUGGUGCAGGAACCGGAGCACAUCGAUGGCAUCCUGGCGGAGUUACGGUCCAUCAGGCAUGACCUGUCAGCUCUGGGCGACCCGGCGACGGGUGGUCUGGAGAGCGCAGCCUCGGGCUUGUCUCGCCGCUCCCGGUCGGCAUCUCCGCACUUCAGCCAGCCUAGUCCUGGCCCCAGCAGCGGCCACCGCGGCAACCGUCGUGACAGCAGCAGCGGCGGCGAAGGUGGCCGCGAGGAGUCGUCACGCAUGCGUCCGCGCGCGUCGUCGCCACGCGCGGGUCGCUACCAGCCUGACCGGGUGGAGGAGGAGCAGCGGCGCGAUACGGACGCUGCCUGGCGGCGUUUGGUCGCGGCGGUCGACCCAGUCGGCCUGCGCUCCUCCGCCGCGUCGCCCGCACAGCAGCAGGCAGCCAGGGCAGCGGAGCAGUCUCCUUCUCGGCGGUCAAGGGAUGCUGCUGCAGGGCCCUAUGGUCGAUCCUCGCCCAACUCGCCGCUUAUUUCUCCGUUGCGGGCAUCAACGGUGCUUCGCUCCACUCCGGGCGCUGCGCAGAAGACAUCCGCUGGCACACCGGCGCCAGCUGCUACCCAGAAGAAAGCUGGCGGCUCAGCUGAGGCGCAGUCCGCUUCCCGUGAUGGCCAACGCGGCGGGGCUGGGGGCAUGACGGCCCUCAUGCUUGGCUCCAUGCCGGACGGCAGGGUCCGCAUCCAAGAGGACCCCGGACCCGAGCCCGCUCCGCCGGUGCCGCUAUCCUCCUCGUCCUUGGCGCUGUUCUCAUCACAAAAACAGCGCGCGCUGGACGACUUAAUGCACGGCUUCGGACAGACCAUGAAGACCUCCAUUUCGGCAGAGCCUCCCAGCACGGACGGGGCGGCUGGCGGCAGUGAGCGUGAGCCCGCGUCACGGGCUAGGGCUGCGAGUCCCAUUACCACCCGCACCCUGCAGGCUGACAUGCCGCUGGCUGCGGCUGCCGCGCUGCAAGGCUCUGGGGACCGAACCCGCCCGGCGGCUGCGGGCAGGUCUCCAUCCUCACGCCAGCGUGGGCCUGCCGCAGAAGCCGCUGCAGAGGCAAGGGGCGACCCAUGGGUCAGCUCUGUCCUGGGAGACUCACGUGGCAACGCGGGCAGAAGCCGGGGUUCACGCUACGCGCCGCCGAUGCGCGAUUUGGACGUGGAGGGCUCACACCAGGCUGACUUGGCUCGCAUCAUGUCUGCCGGGGUCCGCACCUCACAGCGUCGUACGGAGGACGCUGCUCCUGGCUUGCCUCAACCUGCAGGCGGCAGACAGACCUCCACGCCUUCCGCUGCCGCCGAAAGGCCGCAGAUUGGGCGCAUGCAGUCCCAGUCCAGUGGCCAGCGUGACCCGGAGAGCCUGGCCUCCCUUUCGCUGAACAGCAACCCCGCGAUCCCGGUCGGUGGCAUCAGUAAGAGCCUAGAGCAGGCGCUGAACCGCCUACUACCAGCGCGCGCCACGGCUGACGGCGCCCGUGGAACGAAUGCCGGCGACUCCUCGUCUCCCUCCGGCCCCGGGGGCCAGUCAUCCGGCUCGCGGAGGGCCCAGCUCAACGCCGAGUCGCUCUCGCGACUGCGGGGCAGCGUGUGGUCGUUUGGCGGCGCUCCGCAGUCGCCUGUGCCUCGGCGUAAGCUUGACACGUCUGUCGGCGGUGCGCCGGGUGCGUCCACGUCAUCCGUUGGCAAGGGCAGCGACAGGCGGAGCAUUGCGCCCCUGAACCCGGCUGACCUGCUGCCCUUCACCGCAGACCACACCGUCCACAGGUAUCGCGCCCCAAGCAGCGACAGUCAGUCCCUGGCUCUGGAGCAGCUCCGGCGCCAAGGCGGCUCUCCCGCGGCCUCCCCCAGGGGCCGCACCAUGGAGCGGGGCCGCACCACCGACAGCGCGGGAGCGCAGGAGGAGGCUCAGGCAACCGGAAGGCUCCGGCACCGGGUGGCAUGGUAGGCGAGGAGGGGCUGGGAGGACGCGGGGCGCGGGCCGCGUCCGUCGCCUCCAGCGCAGCCGGCGGCGGCUUCUCCCGCUCCAACUCCAACUUGCGCAGCAGCUGCCUGCACCCAGAGGACGAUGUGCUCGGCAGCAGGAGCGGCGGGAGUGUAGAUUUUAGCAGGCAGGACAUUGGCAGCUGGCCGAACGAUGUGGCGGAUGUAGUGGACAGGCGGGUAGACAGCGGCGACAGCGGCAGCGAGGAGUAUGGUCGGGAGGAACGGUCGCAGCGGCGGCGCUCGCAGCAUGCAGGGCAGGGCACCACAACGGGAAGCGAUUGGAGCCGGAAGCUCUCCGAGGCUCUGGGCAGCAGCCCUCCGGCUUCCGCGGCGUCCUUCGGCGCCAGCCCCGAGCGCCGAGCCGCACUGGAGGCCCUCCUCAGCAUCAAGCCCCUGCGCAGCCGCGCCCACUCGGACCUUCCCCCUUCUCCGUCUCGCAGCAUGAGUCCCGCCGUUCGGGCAGCCACCGCGGCGCUGCGACAGAUGUCGGUGGAGGUACCGCCGGCGGGGCUGGGCAGCCCUCGUUACGCGCCUACAGAGGACGGGACGCUACGGAGCCCGCCCCGCCCCAGCAGCCCCUUUGGAGUCCAGUCGCGGACGCCGUCCUCGCAGGACCCGGGCUCGACGCCGCUCAGCACACGCACGAGCACGGCUGGCCAGAACGCGCUGCCGCGGAGCGCGGCUGCAUCGCAGGGCCCGGCUGCAGGAGACGAGGGUGGUGUAUGCUCGGAUGACAUGGAGGGAGAGGAGGCCACGGUGAGCCUGGCAUCGGGUCAGGGCAGCCCGCGGCGUUCUCCGUCGUUCUCCAGUCCUGCGGAUUCGGGAGGCGAGGGCACACUGGAGAGGUUCCUGAGGAGCUUUGAACGCCCAGGAGCAGGCAAAAAGAGCCCGGCGUCGGGCGCUGAGUCGCCCCGCAGCCCACCAGGUGCCGCAGCUGCGCUCCCCAGCGGCCGCGACGCGGGCAACAACACGUCACCUCGCAGUGCCGGCACACCCAAGCGCCCACCGCAGCUGCAAAUCGACCUAGAUGCCACCUCCCAGCGCUCCAGGCAAAGUAAAACCGGCUCGCUGCCAUCGCCCGCUGCAUCGCCUGCUGCCUCACCCCGCGGCGCCGUACGCCUGCUGGAUCCCGCUGGCCUGCGUCCCGCCGGCGGCGUGACAUCAUCGCCCCGCCAGGCCGCUGCUGCUGCUGCUACCCCAACAUCACCGCGCAGCCCCAUGUCCGGCGCUGCUGCUGCUGCUGCUGCUACGGCGGCGCCGGCUGCCGGCUCCGCUACCGCUGCCGCCGGCUCCGUUGCGAGCCCUGUGCCCGAGGACUUGGUUGCGGAGGCGCUGGCGGAGGUGGAGCGGGACGCGGCCUACCUGGCGGCGGUGGUGGGGCCGCUGAGUGUGGCGUCCUCCAUGGAGCAGGAGCGGCUGGCGCAGUGGCUGGACGACCCGCGGCAGCUGGCGGGGCGGCCCCGGCUGGCCACCGUGUCGGAGGGUAUGGAGGCGCCUGACGGCAGCAACGAAGCGAGCUUACCCGCGCUGCUUGCGGCUGGCGGGUACGGCCUGUCAGGUCGCGGCCAGGCCCCGGCGCAGCAGUCGCAGUCCCCGGAUGAGUCCGCGGGUCGGCCGGUGCGGCUGCUGGACCGUCUGGAGGCGCUGUCGCCGCAGGCGGGGGAAGUCGAUGAGGGGUACCUGGCAGCCAUGCUAGGGCCGCUGAGUGUGGACCCCUCGAUGGAGCAGGAGCGGUUGGCGCAGUGGCUGGACUCACCGCCCGGCGCGGCGGCCGGUCAGCGGGCGUCAGGCCGGUGGCAACCGCGGCUGGGUGGUGUGGAGGAGGGAGGGCAGGAGCUGCUGCUGCCCGGAGGCGGUGCAGGCAAGCCGUUGUCAGGACGGGCGGGUGAGGGCAGUGCCGGC